AUGUAUAAAAUAGAUGUAUCAAUAUUAUGUAUUAUAGUAGUUCAAAGUGUAUUAUUAGUAUUAUUAGUAGGAGCAGGAGAUAUUACGAUAUCGGGGAUAAGUAGUGGUGGUUACAUGGCAGUUCAAUUUCAUGUAGCAUUCUCUUCAAUAGUUUCUGGUGUUGGUGUUAUAGCUGGUGGUCCUUAUUAUUGUGCAAAGGGUAAUGUAGUAGAUGCAACAACAGAAUGCAUGUCAACUCCAAGUUUAAUAUCAAUUGAUGAAUUGAUUGCAGCAACAAGUUAUGCAGAGGAUACAUAUACAAUUGAUCCAACAUCGAAUAUGGCAAACUCUAAAGUUUGGUUGUUUUCUGGUACCAAGGAUACAGUAGUACAACAAGGAGUCGUUAAAAAACUAGAGGAAUAUUAUACCAAUUAUAUAGAUAGUAGUAGAAUCAAUACUACCUAUGAUAUUCCAGCUGAACAUUCAUUUGUAACUGAUAAUUUUGGAAACGCUUGUGAUUACUUGGGACCUGAUUACAUGAAUAAUUGUGGUUUCAAUAGUGCCUAUAAUAUCCUAUCAUAUUUAAUUGGUCCUUUAAAUACUCCUUCUUCACAAUCUCCAAUUGAUAAUAUAUUACAAAUUGAUCAAGCAUCAUUUAUACCAAUAAUGACACCAUUGGAAGCAGGAUUAUAUGAAUAUGCUUAUGCAUACAUUCCAUCCAAUUGUCAAUACGAAAAAAAUAAAGGAGUUUGCUCAGUACAUGUAGCAUAUCAUGGAUGUGUUCAAACUAUACCAGAUAUUAAUAGUACAUUCUAUAUGAAUGCUGGAUACAAUGAAAUAGCAGACAGCAAUAAUCUGAUUGUACUCUAUCCACAAGCACAAGCCAAUGAAUUGAAUCCAAAGGGGUGCUUUGAUUGGUGGGGAUACUCUGGUGAAGACUAUGCAUCACAACUUGGUGUUCAAAUGGUCACUGUCAAAAAAAUGGUAGACUAUCUCAUCUCUGAAUAUAUUUCAUCAACCAACUAG
Messenger RNA from Cavenderia fasciculata, 1005 nucleotides. It is a transcript of the gene phaZ, whose product is annotated as polyhydroxybutyrate depolymerase. The transcript has 4 exons. The record is from RefSeq and is a predicted model, not a curated record. NCBI's taxonomy places the organism in Eukaryota, Evosea, Eumycetozoa, Acytosteliales, Cavenderiaceae. The coding region runs from base 1 to 1005 and encodes 334 amino acids.